Lotus japonicus is the source of this 1857-nucleotide messenger RNA. RefSeq names its product sodium/hydrogen exchanger 4. Gene Ontology annotation, molecular function: sodium:proton antiporter activity. The coding region runs from base 1 to 1857 and encodes 618 amino acids. The record is from RefSeq and is a predicted model, not a curated record. Gene Ontology annotation, biological process: proton transmembrane transport; sodium ion transport; regulation of pH. Gene Ontology annotation, cellular component: membrane. The transcript is spliced from 16 exons. NCBI's taxonomy places the organism in Eukaryota, Viridiplantae, Streptophyta, Magnoliopsida, Fabales, Fabaceae.
AUGGUGAGACAAACCAGAACUGAAGCUGCGGACGCAACCAGGUUCCCUCACAUGUUAACAAUGGCGGCUAUGGUGGCGGCACUGAACUUGACAGAUGGUGAGGCGGCGAGCAAUCUUGCUCACGACCAUGCACAGGUGGUUCCUAUCUCAAUCUUCGCCGCUGUUCUCUGCCUCUGUUUGCUAUUUGGUCACUUGUUCGAAGGAAAUCGAUGGCUUAAUGAAUCCAUUGUCGCCAUUGUAGUGGGAUGCAUUGCUGGAAUUAUACUCUUACUACUUACAAAGGGGAAGAGUUCUCACAUCCUUAUAUUUGAUGAAGAAUUUUUCUUCUUAUAUCUCCUUCCUCCCAUAAUAUUCAAUGCAGGAUUUCAGGUGAAGAAGAAACAGUUCUUUCAUAACUUUCUAAUCAUCAUGUUAUUUGGGGUGAUUGGUGUUUUCAUUUCAUCUUUAAUUAUCACAACCGGCAGCUGGUGGAUAUUCCCCAAGUUGAACUUCCUUGGCUUGACUGUGAGAGAUUAUCUUGCUAUAGGAGUGAUUUUCUCAUCCACCGACACAGUUUGCACGCUACAGGUUCUCCAUCAAGAUGAAACACCUUUACUAUACAGCAUAGUCUUUGGGGAAGGAGUGGUAAAUGAUGCAACAUCAGUUGUUCUCUUCAAUGCAGUGCAAAAGAUUGAUGUUUCAAAGCUUAAUGGAAAGACGUUCGGCGUUCUUGGAAAUUUCUUGUAUCUAUUCUCAGCAAGCACUUGCCUUGGAGUUGUAGUGAGUUCCAGUGAUGAACAUUGCAUGCAGAUAUUUUUAUGUUUUUUACUGAUAAUUACAAAAAAUACUAGCUUCUUCUCACUUUCUAUGCUGCUUGCAGAAAUUUGUAUAAGAAAUGAUACAAAUCCUUUAAAUCAGGAUAGAAGAGAAAUUAAGGUGAUAAAUUGGAUUUCUAAAUGGUCUUUCAGGGAGAAAAUUAUUAAGGCUGGACUUCUCACAUCAUAUCUCUUGAAAGCCUUAAGCUUUGGAAGACAUUCAAGUGUUCGUGAAGUUGCAUUGAUGGUGUUAAUGGCAUACCUAUCCUACAUGUUGGCAGAGCUACUCGAGCUAAGCGGAAUCCUUACUGUUUUCUUUUGUGGAAUAUUUAUGUCACAUUAUGCAUGGCAUAAUGUUACCGAAACUUCACGAAUCACAACGAGAUAUGUGUUUGCAGCAAUGUCGUUUAUCGCAGAAACCUUCAUAUUUCUGUAUGUGGGCAUGGAUGCACUUGACUUGGCGAAGUGGAAGAUGACAGAAUUGAGUUUUGGAAAUUUGAUGGGAAUUUACAGCAGCUUAAUCUUUUUGAUAUUGCUUGGACGCGCCGCAUUUGUUUUCCCUCUCUCUGCGUUUUACAAUUAUAUGAAUAGGCGUUCCGAACAAACACCAAGUAUCACAUUCCAACAUCAGAUAAUCAUUUGGUGGGCUGGUCUAAUGAGGGGAGCAGUCUCCAUUGCUCUGGCUUUCAAACAGUUCACGUAUUCUGGGGUUACUUCUGAUCCAGUUAAUGCAACAAUGAUUACCAACACUAUUAUCGUUGUCCUUUUCAGCACGCUGGGGUUUGGUUUUCUCACAAAGCCACUGAUUAGAUAUCUGCUUCCCCACACUACCACAAGGAGAAACAUCAGCCGCGAAGAAUCCGGUCCACCCGUUGUGGAUUUAAACCUACCUUUGCUAUCCUUUGAAGAGUCGACAGCAACCAACAUCAGCCGCGCAAAGGAGAGUUUGUCCAUGUUAAUAGAAAGCCCUGUGUACACCAUACAUUACUAUUGGAGGAGGUUUGAUGAUUCCUACAUGAGACCGAUAUUCGGGGGACCGCGUCGUAACAACUCAGUUUGCUAG